AUGAACCAUGGGCUUCACAACAUCGGCCGCAUGCAGGCUGACGGCAAGAACGUCACGCGCGCCCCAACCCACGGCUCGGGCGCGUCAAAGCCCAUCGUCGCCUUCAGGGGCCUGCGCCCUUACCUCCCAGAGGUGGCAUCGCACAGCUCGGCAGCUUUGCAGCAGGAGCGGCAGCGAGUAGACGGUCCCGCGCAGACUUGGGCUGCGCGUCCGCCGGCCAAGCUAGCCGUCGUUCUACCAUUGUCUACGCCCGACAGACGACGAAGCGAACCGCUGAUGCGCCAGAGACUGACGCAGCCCACCUUGAACGAAAUUUGGGAUCUUCAAAAACGCGUCAAGAAGAACCUGGGCAUAAGGCUGCCGACCGCCGAACAGCUGUCUUCUGCAGCGCCGGCAUCGGCGUUUGCGUUUGCGUCUUCGUCUGCGACUGCGUCCGCGUCUGCGUCUGCGUCCGUAUCCGCGUCUUCUCCCCAGCGUACGCAGCCCAAACAUACAGCCAGCUCCGAAACUCCCCUCACCACAACUGCAUCAACUCCUCAACCGACCUCCAGGGGAAGACCGAAGGGAUGGAAGCCAGGCUUGUCGUACCGCGCCAUGCGGCAAAAUCCCCAGGGCGACUUGACCAAAGUUCCCCAGGGCGACUGGAAGAGGACGCCGCGUCAGCCUCGCACCAAGGCACCCCAACCAGGCUUUGCGAAGAGACCCGGCCGAGCACCUCGAGCCCGGACGCCGACUCCGAGGGAAAUUUACGAAAAAUCCGACUUUCAGUUUGUCAAUUUCCUGUGUGAGUGGUCCGGCUGCAAGGCGGAGCUUCACAACCUGGACACGCUGCAGAGGCACGUCCAUGUUGUGCAUCAAGUGGCGAGCGAGAAGCAAGGCUGCCUCUGGGGAGACUGCCGGGCGCAUGGCUUUCAGAGCACGCAGGAUUGGAAGCUUCACUUGGACGAGGCGCACUUUGUUCCGUUCAGCUGGCACGUGGGAGACGGGCCGCGCAACACGGCCCUGACGGACGAUGGGACCAAGCACGAACUAGCCGAGGAGGAAGUGCCCGAUUAUCUCAGGGGCCCGGAUGGGGAGCAGGUGACGCCGUCGAUCAAGGACCAGGCACUGGAGGAUUCGGCGACAUGGAAGGCAAACAGGCGGCGGCUGAAGGAGCUGUUGAUCAUGAGAGACGGCAAGCUGGAGGAGAUCGAGGCCAAGACGUCUGAAAAUCUGGAGCCCCUUCCAGUCUUUCGAGUCUUUCGAUGA
Ustilaginoidea virens is the source of this 1248-nucleotide messenger RNA. RefSeq lists its product as uncharacterized. The record is from RefSeq and is a predicted model, not a curated record. Bases 1 to 1248 code for a protein of 415 amino acids. Lineage: Eukaryota; Fungi; Ascomycota; Sordariomycetes; Hypocreales; Clavicipitaceae. The transcript has a single exon.